This is a messenger RNA of Candida dubliniensis CD36, 561 nucleotides long. It is a transcript of the gene ISU1, whose product is annotated as iron-binding protein. Gene Ontology annotation, cellular component: cytoplasm; mitochondrial matrix. Gene Ontology annotation, molecular function: ferrous iron binding; 2 iron, 2 sulfur cluster binding. The record is from RefSeq and is a predicted model, not a curated record. The transcript has a single exon. Lineage: Eukaryota; Fungi; Ascomycota; Pichiomycetes; Serinales; Debaryomycetaceae. Bases 1 to 561 code for a protein of 186 amino acids. Gene Ontology annotation, biological process: iron-sulfur cluster assembly; intracellular iron ion homeostasis.
AUGUUUACCAGAACGAUUUUACCUACCACAAGAAGAAUUUUAACCCAACAAUCAAGAGUUCUUGUUCCAAGAUUGUCCAUUCCAACGUCAACAUUCACCAGAUCAUACCAUGAGAAAGUCAUAGAUCAUUAUGAAAACCCAAGAAAUGUGGGUUCACUCAAUAAAGAGUCUUCCGAUGUCGGUACUGGUUUAGUUGGUGCACCAGCUUGUGGAGAUGUGAUGAGAUUACAAAUACAGGUUGAUGAAGAAACGGGGAAAAUCAAGGAUGUUAAAUUCAAAACAUUCGGAUGUGGGUCGGCCAUUGCUUCUUCUUCAUAUGCUACAGAAUUGAUUAGAGGUAAAACUCUUGAUGAAGCCUUGGAUAUUAAAAACACUUUAAUUGCUAAAGAGUUGAGUUUGCCACCAGUCAAAUUACAUUGCUCUAUGUUGGCUGAAGAUGCUAUAAAGGCUGCAGUCAAAGAUUACCAAUCAAAGAGGAAAACAACUACUUUGGGUGCUACUGCUGCUUCAACUGUUUCAAGCUCAAAUGCUAGUGCCGCUGCCACUGCUGCCACUGCUUAA